Pistacia vera is the source of this 324-nucleotide messenger RNA. Its product is annotated as pEARLI1-like lipid transfer protein 2. The transcript has a single exon. Bases 1 to 324 code for a protein of 107 amino acids. Lineage: Eukaryota; Viridiplantae; Streptophyta; Magnoliopsida; Sapindales; Anacardiaceae. The record is from RefSeq and is a predicted model, not a curated record.
AUGGCUUCCAAGGCAGCUGUUACUUCAACUGCUUUCCUCCUCUUCAACACUCUGCUGAUCUCCCUUAUCCCUUCCUCAUUAGCCACCGGAACUUGCCUUGUGUCGGUUACCGCUUUGGUUUCUGCAUGUGUUAAUUUUGUUUAUUUUAAACCAAGGCCUACUUGUUGCAGUCUCCUUAACGGUUUGGCUCAAGUGGAUGUUGGUGUAUGCCUUUGCAAUCUUCUUGGUCUCAGGAUUCUGAAAAUUGACAUCACUGUGAUAUUAGGCUUAAUUGCCGCUAGCUGCCCGAAUGUUUAUGUUCCCCCUAACUACUCAUGCUAUUGA